Messenger RNA from Cuculus canorus (common cuckoo), 2060 nucleotides. RefSeq names its product gamma-butyrobetaine hydroxylase 1 (gene BBOX1). The record is from RefSeq and is a predicted model, not a curated record. Gene Ontology annotation, biological process: carnitine biosynthetic process. The transcript has 9 exons. The coding region runs from base 349 to 1677 and encodes 442 amino acids. Gene Ontology annotation, cellular component: mitochondrion. Gene Ontology annotation, molecular function: iron ion binding; gamma-butyrobetaine dioxygenase activity. Lineage: Eukaryota; Metazoa; Chordata; Aves; Cuculiformes; Cuculidae.
UCCGAGGGAGGAGCGGCGUCUGCAUCCGUCUCCCAUGCAGGAGCUGCGUGUGCAGAGGAGCUUCUUCCUUGGCGUGUAGUGUAACCGGGCGAACUUAGAAACCUGAAAGCUAAAGUGGGGCGGAAUCCCUCAGUCAGGAUGAUGUCUUCCUGGGCUUUCGUUCGCAGAACUGUGCGGUCAUGAAGUCGUGUCAAUGUGCGGCCUUUUUCCCCCCUUAUGAUAUAUUUGUGGAUCUGACCCAUUGCCAUCAGGUAAUCCACUACCUUCAACGGAGACUUACCCUGAAACCAGUACAGAGGAACUGCAGGAAGGCCUUCUCCCUCUGACGAUUUCAUUAAAGAACCCCAGAUGUGGAGGGCGGUGGCUAGUGCCCUGCUGAGGGCCAAAGUCCCCAACAGCGGAGCGUGCUGCCUGCCGCCAGCGCAGAAGGGCAGGAGCCUGCUCACCAGGACCACUCGGCAUCGCUGGCAGAGAGCUGCUGUGGAGUCCUGCACCAGCCGGCCCUUUAGCAUGGACCUGGGGAUACAGAAGGUGGAAGCUCUGGAUGCCGGUCAUUUCAUCCGUAUAGAGUGGGAGGAUGGGAGCGAAAGCCGCUACCCCUGUGUCUGGCUGAGGGACAACUGCCAGUGUCCACACUGCUUCCUGCGCUCAGCCAAGGCACGCAGGCUGCUCUUCGAGGACCUGGACGUGAACAUCGUGGUGAAGGAAGUCACUGUGCCAGACAGAAAGAAGAUCUCUAUUACAUGGCCUGAUGAACACGCAAGCGAAUAUGAAGCUGAGUGGUUGAAAAAACGAUGUUUCUCUGAAGAAGCCAGAGCAGAAAUGCGAGAAGAUUUAUUUUUAUCAGAACGCCACUACUGGGACUUCAACCUGCAACUUCCCAAAAUACCUUUUCAAGAAAUCAUGUACAACGAUGAAAGUGCGUACAAGUGGCUGUGCACCCUAAAGAAAGUAGGAAUCGUGCUACUCACAGGAGCUGCCGCCAGGCAGGGAGAGUUGAUUAAACUUGGCCACAGGAUUGGGUUCCUGCGUCUCACUUUUUAUGGGCCAACUUGGCAAGUGCAAGACAAAGCAGAUGCAAACAAUGUGGCUUAUACAACCGGGAAGCUAUGUUUUCACACUGAUUACCCUGUUCUGCAGCAUCCACCUGGGGUUCAGUUUCUGCAUUGUAUAAAGCAAACAGAUUCAGGAGGUGAAAGUGAAGUUGUAGAUGGAUUUCAUGUAUGCAACAAGCUGAAGAAACAAAAUCCUCAGGCAUAUCAGAUUCUGUCCUCUACUGCUGUAGACUAUACAGAUGUUGGGGUGGACUUCUGCGAUUUUGCUGUGCAGUGUAAACAAAGGAUUAUAGAUGUGGAUUCCAGAGGCCAAGCAAUUCGCAUCAAUUAUAAUAAUGCAACAAGAGACACAGUGUUUGACAUAGCAGCUGAAAAAGUGAGGCCAUUUUAUGCAGCUCUAAAGGAAUUUGAUGAUUUAUUAAACAGCACAGAACACAAGUUUACUUACAAGCUGAAACCAGGAGACAUACUGACAUUUGAUAACUGGCGCGUGCUUCACGGGCGCCAAAGCUACCCAUCAGGACCAGCAGUGACUCGUCACCUGGAAGGUGCCUAUGCAGACUGGGAUGUGGUCAUGUCAAGGCUCCGGCUUCUCAAGGAGAGGGUCUUAAAUAGGAACUGAGUUUUUUUCUGACUAGAAUGAGCAAAACCUAGAUUGUCUAACCUCAAAAAAAAAAAAAACAAUAAAAUGGUGUUUUCUUUUCAGAAACUAACAUCAUGAAUAUAUUUUUUAGUUCUGUAAGCUAAGAAACCUUUUGUCCAUAACAAUUUAAGAUUUAUCUGUGCCCUGGUCUUUGAAUAUAUAAAAUGCAUUGCUACCUCUGACGGUUUAUUUACUUUUUAAAAUCAGCGAGCAAAUUAGCUUGAAAGAUUAUCACUUUACUGGGCUGACUGGGUACCUCAGUGCCUUUGUUUGCCACUACAAAUCCACCUGCCCUCACUAGAAAGCUUGGAAGGAAGCACCAAAAAAAAAGCUUCUAAGCAGUACUUACUAAAUAUUUGUUG